AUGUCCGCAACAGAAAGCACCACCAGCAUAACAACAACCACCGACACGACGUUGUUACUUGUCUCCUAUGAUCUAUGGUCUCUUGUCUUGACCUUUGGUGUGGCUCUGAUCAUAUUCUACGUGUUAAAAAUCAUUGUGAAUUUGAGAAGAAACAUUGCAAAAGGAAAAGACAUUCCGGGAUAUUGGCAAAUUCUCAAUGAAGGACUUGUUCGAAUUCCUAUUCUUUCACCGUACAUUGCCCAUGGCAAUUCCGAUGUGGUGAUUCGAUUGAUGCGACAAGAACAAGAAAAACACAAAAACGACAAUGACAACUCUCAACAAUUGUGUGUUCGAGUCACGACUCCACACCGAAACAACAUUAUCAUUGCCGAUAAAGAUUCAGUCAAGGAAGUACUACUCACCAAAGCGUCGAGCUUUGUAAAACCAGUAGAUGCCUUCUAUGAACCAUUUAACAUCUUUUCCAAGACAGCAAGUUCGAUUUUGACAGCUCCCGACGGACCUGUGUGGAAGAAUCAUCAUGUAGUCGUCUCUCCUUCAUUUUCUACAAAUAAUUUGAGAUAUAUGUGUGAAUCGGCAAUCAAAGCAACAGAUGCAUUGUUUAAAACAAAAUGGGAGAAAUUGUUGGACAAGUCAUCUGAGACAAUUACUGUAAAAGGUAAUCGUGGAGAGCAAAAGAAGGGUUUUGUGUUGGAUUUGGAGGAUUAUUCAGAUGUCACUUUGGCAGUCAUUGGUGAAGCAGGUUUUGGUAUUGACUUUGGAAUUUUCUCUGAAACUUCAAAUGAUGGAAAGAAAUUUAGAGAAGCUCUGACCAAUGUCAUCAAGCACGAUUAUUAUCAACGAUUCUUCUUUGGACAGGGACUUGUUCGAAAACUGUUAGCUCGUUACACUGAAACUGAUAAGGCUCUAGCAUUAAUGAGCGAACAUUUGAAUCGAUACAUUUCACAGAGACAAGAAGAAUUCAAACAAGAUCCAGAGAAAUCGUUGAAUGAUUUAUUGUCACAAUUAGUGAAGGCAAAUAUGGAAGAGUUAUCGAAUCACAAAUUGACAUUGGAUGAGUUGAAGAGUAAUGCAUAUAUUUUUGUCAUUGCAGGACAUGAAACAACAAGUACAACAUUACAAUGGCUCAUGUAUGAAUUGUCAAAGAAUCAAAAAGCUCAAGAAAAAGCAAGAGAAGAAGCGUUAAGAAUAGGUGGACCUGAGUUGAGAGCUCCUAACUUUGAAGAUUAUGCAAACAUGGAGUAUAUUCAUGCUACCAUGAUGGAAUCUCUUCGAUUGCACCCUCCUGUUGUUUCAAUUGUUAAAGAAUGUUGCAAGACCACCAAAGUUGGCAAGUACACCAUUCCAAAAGGUUCAACCAUGUAUCUCGAUGCCAAGGCAUGUCACACCUUGUCUCCUGAUUUCAAUAAUGAAACUUAUAAGGGAACAGAUUUUGCACCCGAACGAUUCCUCGAUAAGGAUUUCAAACAAAAGGUCAUUUCAAGCGUUAGUUGGUUCCCAUUUUCAGGAGGUAACCGAAAAUGCAUUGGCUACUCGUUCAGUCAAAUUGAAACUUGCAUGAUCUUGUGUCGUCUUUUACAGUUUUAUGAAUUCACAUUAUUGAACGAUGAAAGUAAGAAGGAGGAUGUAGUUGUGGAUGUUCCUGGCAUCACUGCUAGACCUUCAUCGAAUUUGCGAGUCUUGGUCACAAGAAGACAAUAA
Naegleria lovaniensis is the source of this 1698-nucleotide messenger RNA. RefSeq lists its product as uncharacterized. NCBI's taxonomy places the organism in Eukaryota, Heterolobosea, Eutetramitea, Acrasida, Naegleriidae. The record is from RefSeq and is a predicted model, not a curated record. Gene Ontology annotation, molecular function: heme binding; iron ion binding; monooxygenase activity. Bases 1 to 1698 code for a protein of 565 amino acids. The transcript is spliced from 5 exons.